AUGCAACAAAUUUUUAAAAACCUAUGUGCAAGGUUCUCGACAAUACAUACGUACCAUGGAGAUGCUUUCCAUUUAAGUCCUCUAAAAUUUGGUGGUAUUGUUAUAUAUGUACAUGAUGAGAAUAUUUGUAAGUAUGAAAAGAGUAUAAUUCAAUACUUGAAAAAUGACAUAAUUGGUUUUGAUACUGAAUUUGUUUUGGAUGUAAAUGAAAGAUGCAUUGAUCAUUUCGAACGUUGGAAUGUUUUUACUAAUAUCAAACCCUUCAGUGUUACAAGUGAUGUAAAUAACACCAGCAAUGUAAGAGGUAACCAACGUUGGAUAAAGAAGUUUACUCAAGGAACAUACCAAAUGGAAGGAACAGAUACAAAUAUUGCAAAGAUUGAUUCUACAUCAGGAGAAGAAGGAGGCACUAUUUUAAAAAAGGUAGAGAAAAAUGGUAUGCAUAGAAAUAAUAAUAGCUCAAGUGUAAACAUUGGUACCUUGGGGAAGAUUGAAUUAGGAUCGAAUAAAACUUUAUGCCUUAUCCAAUUGAGCACUAAAGAUCUAUGUUUUGUGUUUAAUAUUAACAGAUUGAAAGGGAGAAUUCCGUUGUGUGUAAAGGAAAUUUUGGAAAAUGAAAAAAUAACGAAAGUGUGUCAUGAUGUUCGAAAUGAUAAAGAUAUGUUCCUUUCACAACAUAUUGAAAUGAGAAAUGUUUUUGAUUUAUAUGAAUAUUGCAUGCAAAAUUAUUUAUAUCCACCAUCAUUACAAUUCUUAGUUAAAGUAUACAUGAAAAAACAUUUACAAAAACAUUUUCGAUUAUCAAACUGGUUGAAUGAUAACCUGAACGAAGAUCAAAUUCUUUAUGCUGCUAUUGAUGCAUAUGCAUCGAGAGAAGUCUACAUGAUUUUAAAGGAACAGGAUAAGGCCACCCAAUCAUGCAUCCUGAAUGUUACACGAGUUGCAAAUUCAACAACUUAUGAUAAUCUCCUCCCUCAAGGGAAAGAAUUUUGUGUUGCCAAGAAGAAGCAACAUGACAUAGGACUUUCUCAUAUGAGCCACCACGUGAUGCAUCCACUUUCCGCUUAUCAGAGAAGAAAAAAUCAAAGUGAAAGUAAAAAAAGUGAUCAACAAUCUUCUCAAAAGAGGGAAAAUUCACCGAAUGUUUUUAUAAACGAGGAACAGGAGAGGUGUAAUAUUCAAAUCAGGCAUGAGAAAAAAAAACAACUUGUUCUGGAGACUCCAACUUUUGUGACAAAUAAUAUUCAGCAAAAUGAUAAUUUAUGGAAAGCACACACCAAAGAAACAGAAAAAAAUACGUAUGAAUACUUUAAAAAAAAUCAAUUAAACAUAAUUAAUGAUUUAAAAAAUCAAAUUAAUGUCAAAUGUGCUAAAAUGUGUAUCAUAUCAUUUACAGAAGAAAUGGUAUUUUCAAAUAAUGUCUAUAAAAAUCGUAUGUAUUUAAAGAAUGUGGAAAAUGACGAAUGUCUAAUUAUGCUCCAUUCGCAAAACUACGACGAAGAAGUUAAGUGCUGUCAUAAAAUAUUGAGUUAUAUAGACAGCCUAUCGUAG
This is a messenger RNA of Plasmodium gonderi, 1551 nucleotides long. Its product is annotated as DNA binding protein. Gene Ontology annotation, biological process: nucleobase-containing compound metabolic process. The record is from RefSeq and is a predicted model, not a curated record. NCBI's taxonomy places the organism in Eukaryota, Apicomplexa, Aconoidasida, Haemosporida, Plasmodiidae. Bases 1 to 1551 code for a protein of 516 amino acids. The transcript has a single exon. Gene Ontology annotation, molecular function: nucleic acid binding; 3'-5' exonuclease activity.